Molecule: messenger RNA, 6394 nt
Organism: Gallus gallus (chicken)
Lineage: Eukaryota; Metazoa; Chordata; Aves; Galliformes; Phasianidae
Gene: DYRK2
Product: dual specificity tyrosine phosphorylation regulated kinase 2
Exons: 4
Coding region: 157-2169 (670 amino acids)
Biological process (GO): peptidyl-serine phosphorylation; peptidyl-threonine phosphorylation
Cellular component (GO): nucleus
Molecular function (GO): protein serine/threonine/tyrosine kinase activity; ATP binding; protein serine/threonine kinase activity
Source: RefSeq, a predicted model, not a curated record
GUCGCCGCUCGGCGCCCGCGGCGAGCGGGCCGAGGCGAAGUGCGGGCGGACGCGGGGAGCGCACGGGGACGCGGAGGGGGAGGGGGGGGGAGCGGCGGCGGGGAGGAGCGGAGCGACGGGAGGCGGCCGGCGGGGCGGGCACUGCCCCUCGCGGCCAUGUUAACCAAGAAACCCUCAGCGAGCGCCGCCGCCGGCGCUGCCUACCCGGCCGGCAGGGCAGGGGACAGCGGCCGUCCGCUGCAGUCUUCCCCGGGCGCCGGAGCCGGGGUCUCCCGGGCAGGAGCUGGGACCGGCCCGCCGUCGCCCCUCGCAUUGCCGCCGCUCAGGGCCAGCAACGCCUCCCACACGGUGAGCCCGGGCGCGGGGAGGGGAUCGGGGUGGUGGUGGUGGUGGUGGGGAUCCACGGGGCGCCGCCGCCUGUCCCGCCCCGCGGGGCGCUCGGGACCGGUGCUGCGAACUCGGAGCGGAGGAGCGUGUGGGUUGCGGGGCCGGCAGCCCGUGACCGCGCUGCGGAGCGGCUCCCCCUCCCUGCAGCCCCCCUUCGCUCCGCUUUACGUCUCGUGGUCGGUUGGAGGCAGUAAGCACACAAUGAAUGAGCACCUCCAUGUUGGUAGCCAUGGACAAAUCCAGGUUCAACAACUGUUUGAAGAUAAUAGUAACAAGAGGACGGUUCUGACAACACAGCCGAAUGGACUUACAACGCUAGGCAAAUCUGGAUUGCCAGUGGUUCAGGACAGACAGUCAGAGAGUGCUCACAGACGACAAGGGAGCUCCAGCUCUUUAAAAUCUACAGAUGGAACAGGGAAGGUGAAAGCCUCCGUUAUGACACCAGAGCAGGCAAUGAAGCAAUACAUGCAAAAACUAACAACUUUUGAACAUAAUGAGAUUUUUGGCUACACUGAAAUAUACUUUUUGGGUCCAAAUGCAAAGAAGCGGCAAGGUGUGAUUGGUGGUCCAAACAAUUGCGGGUAUGAUGAUGACCAGGGGUCGUACAUACAAGUACCCCACGAUCAUAUUGCAUACAGAUAUGAAGUCCUGAAAGUUAUCGGGAAAGGAAGCUUUGGGCAGGUGGUGAAAGCCUACGAUCACAAGAUGCAUCAACACGUGGCACUAAAAAUGGUGAGAAAUGAAAAGCGUUUCCACCGCCAAGCUGCGGAAGAAAUUAGGAUUCUGGAGCAUCUCCGGAAACAAGACAAGGAUAACAACAUGAAUGUUAUUCACAUGUUGGAAAACUUCACAUUCCGCAGCCAUAUCUGCAUGACAUUUGAAUUGCUGAGCAUGAACCUGUAUGAAUUAAUAAAGAAGAACAAGUUUCAGGGCUUUAGCCUGCCUUUGGUCCGCAAGUUUGCCCACUCCAUUUUACAGUGCUUGGAUGCUUUGCACAAAAACAGAAUUAUCCACUGUGACCUUAAACCUGAGAACAUUCUGUUAAAGCAACAGGGCCGAAGUGGUAUCAAAGUGAUCGAUUUUGGCUCAAGUUGUUAUGAGCAUCAGCGUGUCUACACUUACAUUCAGUCACGUUUUUAUCGCGCGCCUGAAGUCAUCCUUGGUGCUCGUUACGGGAUGCCCAUCGAUAUGUGGAGCUUGGGAUGUAUUCUAGCAGAGCUUCUCACCGGCUAUCCACUUUUACCUGGAGAAGAUGAAGGAGACCAGCUGGCUUGUAUGAUUGAGCUGUUGGGCAUGCCUUCCCCAAAACUUUUAGAUUCAUCCAAGCGAGCCAAAAACUUUGUGAGCUCUAAGGGUUAUCCCCGCUACUGCACCAUCACAACCUUGUCCGAUGGUUCUAUAAUACUGAACGGUGGACGCUCUCGGAGGGGAAAAUUACGCGGCCCACCAGAGAGCAGAGAAUGGGGUAACGCAUUAAAGGGGUGCGACGAUCCCCUGUUCCUUGACUUUUUAAAACAGUGUUUAGAAUGGGAUCCUGCUAUCCGAAUGACACCCAGCCAGGCUUUGCGACAUCCCUGGCUAAGGCGACGGUUGCCGAAGCCUCCGACUGGGGAGAAGGCCUCAGCAAAGAGAAUUACAGAGAGCACUGGUGCUAUAACGUCGAUUUCCAAGUUACCUCCGACUUCAAGCUCAGCUUCAAAACUGAGGACUAAUUUGGCACAGAUGACAGAUGCCAAUGGGAAUAUUCAGCAAAGAACAGUAUUGCCAAAACUCGUUAGCUGAGUUUGAAAAACCCAAUGCUGUUAAUACGAGAGAUACAAUGUGGCUGAGCCUUAUUUGUAUGAAAAAAAAAGUAGCUCAGAUAUACGUUUUUAUUUGCUCAAUAACUUUAUUCAUUUGUAUCUUUCAGCACUCAUUUUAAAUGUAAGAAAUGUUGAUUUUGUUUUUAUAAAAACAUGGGGACAAUGCUUUAAGUUUUUAUACUUAUUUUUUAAAAUGUUUGUCUUCUACAGUACAAAUAGCCUUACUGUAACUAGUGUGACACAGUAAUAAACAUCAGUGGCUGGCCACUGGUUACAACGUGACUGUCAUGCAUUGCAGCGUGGUGUCGAAGGUAUUACCUUUCUCUUCCAUGGUUCAUAGUAAGUUUCAACUGGGGUAAAAUUCUAAGACUCUAACUGUACGGGUAUGGGUCUUGAUCCUGCAAACAAUAACACUUAGGCCUGACUGGACUCCAGGGAGAAUGCAGUUAAGCACCUGUAAACUAGUUAUCUGAAGUGGAGCCGUAGCAUGAAGUACUGUCAUUUUCUAUAUGGUAGCCCAGAAAAAAUGUAGUGGUAUCACUUAGUAAUGAUGCAGUCACCUCCUGCAGAAUGUUUUCUCUAAUUCAUAAUAAUGGUUUUGAUUAAAAUAUGCAUUUAAAUAUAAUGCAAAAAAAAAAAAAAAAAAAAGAAAAAUUCAAACCAGAGAAACAAAAAAAGAACUUCUAGGGCUACAGUGACUUUCACCUUACAUGCCAUGUGCUAGAGUUUGAAGAACAGGCAGACUCAGAAUGGCAAUGGAGGUGUGUCUGUUCCUCUAAAUCUGAAAGUUGUUUCUUAAACCUGAAGUCGGGCAAAGCAAAACAUUCUGGACUUCCUUUCAGGUCUAUAACACUGAGCAUUCACACUGGGUUUCUCUCAAUUUUUUUCCUUUUCCGUUUUCUCUCUUAAUACACAGCUUGGCUUCCUAAGUCACAUAGACACAAGUGCUUAUUUUUUCAGUUUUAUACUGUAACUUCCAGACUGUUAACGCUACAUGAAUUUCACAGGUUGUUUGUAUUUUCUCUGACAAUGUCUAUCUGAGCAGUUGUGACCUCUUCGGUACAUUUACACUUCAGUUCAAAUCUGUACGUAGGGACAAACACUAUGUUAUUGUAUGGUUUUCUGUAGAGAAGUACUUGUCAUUAGCAUAGCUGUAGAUGCAGAGAUCCUCUUUGGAAAAAUGUUUAAUUGAUGGACACCAUCUUAGAUAUUUACUAAUACAGCCAAAGUAUCAAAGGAAAGUUAAAUGAUUGGAAUUUGAAUUGAUCUUUGAUAUUUGUAGCUGAAAAUGACUUUGAAGGAACAGUUAGGAGUACGCGUAGAUUUGUUCACGUGUGUGCGUGCACUGAUGUUUGGCUUUUCAUUUUUUACUUUGAACUGUAUUCAUGGAAGAAAGAUGGUCUUUACUGAGGAAUAGUGUCUAGACCUGCCUGAGAAAUAUUCACGCAUAUUCAGCAUGUUUUCAGCAGGAACAGUUGGAAAUCUAAGACCGAUACUUCAUCGCAUGCAAUGGCUGUGGUCUACACUGGAUGUCUAAAACAACAUAUGAAAAGGGGAUUUUAAAGAAAGUAGAAUACAAUCUGGAAGGGUUUGUGGAUGUUACAACAAGAGAGACCAGAAUGGAUUGCAUAAAACCUCAAUAACUUUACUAUAAACAAACAUUAUAUGCACAGAUCUUAAGUUACGUGUACAGAUGAUUAAAAACACUUAAAGCAUGGUCCCCUGAGAGGCCAAGAAAGUUUCCGGUUAAGUUCUACGCGUUCAUUAACAUUUACCACUGACAGCCUGAUUUUGUUUGUUUGUUUGUUUUAGUUUGUUUCUAAUUUAAUGUAAGACUGGGGGAAGGAUAUAAACAUGAAAUGACAGAAUUCUCAGGAAACAUAUCACUCAACUUCUUGCCAAAAACUCAACACCUAAAGAAGCUCCAAAAGUAGUUUCUGAGUAAUUGUUGGUUGAUAACUGUAAAAAGUAGAGCAUCAAUCAACCAUUUUUAGUACUUCUUUUUUUUUUAAUACAAAAGAGUGUUUCCUGCCUCUAGUCAAAUUAAAUUAUUUAGUGUUCAAUGUUCACAACUUUAUACAAUGUGUGUAAGUGCAAUAUAUAAACAUGUAUGAAAUCAUGUUGAAAAUGAAAUAUAAUAAUACAGCGAAGAAAAGUGGCUUUUGGAAUACGAAUAUCCAAUAAGUUAUGGUCAGUAAAUCCUAAGUCUGGAAAAGAGAUAUAUUAAUUUUCAUAACUGACUCCCAUGACUGGGAACACAAUACUGUGUAUUUUUCUACGGUAGCUGGGAUUCUUUACUUCCUCCACCAACUAUUUGUCUUUCUACCAACUACAGUCCUUUCUACCUUAGCUCUUUCUGCAAAAGUUAAGAAGUAGGGUUACUAAUGUUAGGGAUGGAAAAAGAAUCACCUCCCCCUUAAUAUAUUUUAAAGAAAAUCUUGAUACAUGUUCCUGCUUUUCAUGACAAUGGAAGGCGAAAGCAUUCAUAAUGUUCGUGGGUCAUUAACGGGCUAAAACCACUAAAUUUUCUUUUCCGUGUAACCAGUUCUUAAUGCCAAUAACGCAUUUAUGACCAACCUUCUUCAUAAAUGCUACCGGAAACUUUAAGGCCAAAAUAUAGUGUGCAGAGCUAUUUUUUUAACCCAAAUAUAGUGGAAUUUCCUCUAUAAUAAAGAAGGAGCUACAUCAAGGUUUUAAAGUUAUGUAGCUGCUUUUUAUUGUAGCUUAUUUAUACCUGUAAAAAAGGAGGGAGGGGGGGGAAGGAAUGUUGCCUCUUGCUUUGGUGUGAUUUUAUUAUAAGGGCUCUGAUAAUUAGGCUGAUAGAAGUUGGCUUGGAAACAGUGCUUAGUCUCACAUGUUACCAUUGUCUGGAGAUGUCUGAGCUAUUUUCAGAUUUAGUAAUAGCACAGUGUUGUCUUGUCUUUGGUUGCAGUCUCACUUGGCUCAGUUUCUUGCACCACUGGAGUGUUCAUUACUGAUGAAGUGUAUUGGAACAACAGAGUGAUGCAAGAUGGGUAGAUCAACAGUAGAAGAUGGAUUGUGCCCUUGGUGUUAACAAUGUGCCUUUUGUUACAAAUGCCAUGUUGUAGGGCAUGCAUCUUGGCCUCUUUAGCCCCUUGAACACUGGGUAGUAGAGUUGAAAUCUAUUUUUAAAUGCUAUACAUGUCUUAAAACAUCCUGUAGAUUACUGAGGCCUUAAUAGAAACAAUAAGGCAAUCACACUGCUAGGGUGGAAAGGACACUCUGGUCUUGUAGUACGUCUCAUUAAGGGGUUAAAGAUGGCCCUUCCUUAUUGGUUAUACUUUAACAUCAAAUUGAUUUUUUUUUUUUUAAUACAUUUUUGUUAUGGUGACAUUAGACAGAAAUCAACUGUAUUUGUAAAAAUUUACCUCAAACUCUUUAAUUUUAUAGUGUGAUUUAAUCCCAGGGCAUUUGGUAUGAACCAAAGUGCAUUCCUUUUAUAUGUGCCUGGCUCUUAUAAAGGCGGCCAGGGAUUUUUACAAUUUGGGUGCAAGGCACUUAAGCCACUUUUAACUUGGUGGGUGGUUUGGAGUUAGAAAUGACUUCAUGGGAAUGUUGGAAACACUUUAGACAUAAGUAGCAUUGGGCAAUAUUAGAAUCUUUAAGAAAGAGUGUGCAUUAUUGAAUGCUCGCCAUUUUUUUAGUAUUUUUUUUCCAUCGAUAAUAUUUGUGAUAAGUACAAAAAGAACUCUUUAUUUUAUUUUUUUUUCCAGCCAUUAAAGAUUAGAAUAUUGCCCAUUUUUACGCUAUGGUAGCAUUGAAAUAAAACAAACAAACAAAAAAAAAAUUGUGAAUUAUUGUUUCUAGGGGCUUGUACAUCUGUGCUACAAAUUGUAAUUACUCGGUUGAACUGCUACAAUUACGUCUAAGCAGUAGCUUGGGUUUUUAUUGGGCAACGACUUAGACACGUGACUGUAAUAUGCUGCAACUGUGUGUACUGAAAACGUGAAAAACGAUUGAAUGUGGACUGUGUAUAUAUGUAUGUAUAAUUUUCUGUGAGAUGCUGCUGUUGCCACUUAACAUUAAAGAUGUUGUAGUGGGUUUUAAUCCUAGUGGCCAGUUUUAUGAUACUGUAUGUAUUGUACAGCUGAUGACAGGAGUUAAGACUGUUCUAGUGAAUAUUUGUUACAUUUUAUUGUUGUGGCCAGAGAUCAUUUCAGAAUAAAAUUUUAUGUCCUACUUUA